AUGAACCCUGACGAGCUCCCCCGCCAUUCGCCUUCUAAUAAUACUCCUGUAGAGAGUGUUAGCGGUGGAGCAGGCGAAGACGGACCACUUGAGGGCGGCCUUGACGCUUGUUGCUCGAGGCCGUUGGCUAGCAAUAGGCGAUAUCUUCCAGAUCCUCACGAACGAGACAAUGACAAUAGUUUAGUUGCGGAAGCGCUGCGAUGCACAGCUCCGUAUCGCUUAGUUCAGAACGCUGACUGGUCUCUGCCUCAUCUGAGAGAGGCAAAACACAAUAUUGACGGUGUUAGAGUACAACGCUCACCUCCAAUUAUGCAUUCCCUCCUGAACGAUUGUCAGCAAGUACAGGGCGAAAGCAUCAGAAAAAAGAUAAGGAACGAUCGUGAAAAGUCUCUUUCGACUCUGCAGCAGAUGGUUAACACAGGAUCAGCUGUGCCUAAACACAUUAGCUUUUUAUACGAUGCGUUCGUGAAUACCACUGCUUCACCCAAUAACGGUGGAGCUGAAGAGGUAAGAUAUACUGCUAACGAGCAGUUAGAACGCCUAAUGGCAAUGCAGACUGAAGGAGAAAAUCCGGCAGCGCAGAAUCAAGAUCUUGAUGAACAGGGCUAUGCGGAUCUAACAAAAGUAAAGACGGAGCGGGAUGCCGUGGCGUUCUUUGCACGGCAUGGAAGCACAACAAAAACCAAAUUUCUCUUCUGUAAUAGGGCACCCACAGAUCCGAUGGUAUUUGAUCCGUACAAGCUAGUCGUUGUGCCACAGAAUGAAGUGAAUCCAGAACACUUCACCAUAUCGGAAACGGCAGUAAUGCAUAUUUGCCCAGGAAAGCCGUCAGAGUGCUUCAGGCAGGACGAGUGGAUGAGACAAGCAUUCGUCCAUUCCCUGCUGCGGACUCUGCCAUUCUUCAAGACUUUUGUCGCUCGGAAGGUCUUAUGCUUGUGGAGUCAUGCUUCAAGGAAACACGUGUUCGACGAGCGGAGGGAAACGCUAUGUAAAACGCUUUUCGUAGCCAAACCGAUAUAUUGUGAACACCUACUGCAAAUUCACAAAGUACUCGCCGGCGUCAGCGAAGUUAAACUAGUCGAGCUGCAACCCACACUCUAUGAUAUUUCGCAAUUCAUCGCCCAGCAACAGGCUCUUAGCUCGGAUCCGAAGACUGGAGCAACUAAAGAGCUGGAGGCCAAGCAUAGCGAAGCACGAAGUCUGCUUGCCGCCCUGAUGCAGAAGCUCCACGAGGCAACACAACUUCCGGAGGUCGAUCCCAUGCAAGCUUGUUCUACAAAUAAAGGAAAGUCAAUUUUCCAGGCAAAAAGAGAGGCGGCAGAGCAGCAGAGACGUAUACGGCUAGCAUACAAGAACCAAGCACUCUUCGGACAAUUUAUACUUCUUGUCGAUCUCAUCCUCACCAUGAGACUUGCAAAGGCCGUCACUAACGCAGCAGCCAAGAUGUUAGAACGUCUUGGCACAGCAGAAAACUGCUCGAAGCUCUUCUCAGUUAACGUGUCCUUUGGAAGCAAGAAAGUUGAACUCGACCCUAGCCGUUUGGACUUCAUCUCCAUGCAUCAGGAGUGGUGGGAUGGCGUCAUUUCCACCGUCAGCAGUGUCCCUUUACUUAGCCAAUGCCGCCAAUUUGAAGACUCAGUUGCACAGGGGCCAACGCUAAGUCUGGAAUCGCUGCUAUCGAAGUCCAAGCACUUGCAGGUUAUGAAGAAACGAAUUGAAGAGAGACUUUUCAAAGAUUUCGACCGCGCGCAAAAGUACUCGGAGUCGUACUUCGGAAUAUACAGGCAGAUUUACGAAUAUGGACGGAAUUGGGACGAGACGGAAUUCGCCAAUUCGAUAACUGGCCACGAUGAACUGUCCAGUGAAAUGGAGUUAAUAACAGAGUUUGAGGAGAAACUGGAAAAACUCAACCCCGUACACGCAGUUGGGCUAUUUUCAAUAGAAGCGAGGACUCUUAAGUCCUCCUUGCAGCCCAUUACGGAAAGAGCCCUCACUUUUAUGAAACGCCUUCUGUGGAAACUCAUGAAAGAGCACGUACGAGCCACUGCAAGCCGCUUCGAAUCCAUAAACAGGCGCCUAGAUGAACGCCCUACGAAACUGCUGUCUUUUGCCUCUUUCGUGAGUAGCUGCAAGGAGAUCAAGUCUCAAAUUGAAGACCUAGAUCGAGACAAGGCAGAUGCUGAAGAAAUGUUUGCUUUGUUGAAACAAUACGGUGUCCGGCUGGCUGUCGAAGACACCAUUCAGCUGGAAAAUAUGCUGAAGAGUGCAAACGAGUUUGAGACAUUCAAGCUACUGGAUGCAGCAGAGCACAUUAGGAACAACAUUCAGGCUAUGAAGCUUGAGCUGAAAGCAAAAACUCAAGAGGUGGACAACGAGAUACAGGACCUAGACAGGCUCGUCAAUGACGAUGAGUACACACGGCUAGAUGCAUUGAAGAACGCCACCAGGUGCUUUGAGCAGCUGAAGGAAUACCAGCAGCGCAUCGACUUCGCCUAUGGCAAGGCAGAGACGCUCAGAGGCAUGAAGGAGCUCCUCGCUCCAGAAAGUCCUGCUGUUAUUUCCAAGCAGACUCAAGAAACGUUCCGCAGAAUAAAGCCAAAGGUGGAAAUGUGGCAGCAAAUCUGCUCUUGGCAGGCCGACACGUCAAAGUGGCUUGGCCUGCCUUUGUCCUCAUUGAACUCUGAAGAAAUAGAAGCUAGGGUGAAGCGAUACCUGAAGGAAGCUUGCAUAGCUCUGCAGAACUUUCCAACCGACUCCGUCGCAGUAGAGUUCAAAAAAGAAGUUGAGAGCUGGAUUGCCCGCUUGCCGCUUAUUAUGGAUUUGGGUAACCCUGCCCUCAAACGGCGACACUGGGAGGCGAUUCUUGGAGAGCUUGAGUAA
Messenger RNA from Eimeria necatrix, 2880 nucleotides. Its product is annotated as dynein beta chain, flagellar outer arm, putative. The transcript has 11 exons. NCBI's taxonomy places the organism in Eukaryota, Apicomplexa, Conoidasida, Eucoccidiorida, Eimeriidae. Gene Ontology annotation, cellular component: dynein complex. Gene Ontology annotation, molecular function: dynein intermediate chain binding; minus-end-directed microtubule motor activity; dynein light intermediate chain binding. The coding region runs from base 1 to 2880 and encodes 959 amino acids. Gene Ontology annotation, biological process: microtubule-based movement. The record is from RefSeq and is a predicted model, not a curated record.